Pelobates cultripes (western spadefoot toad) is the source of this 160-nucleotide messenger RNA. The record is from the annotation of a GenBank genome assembly. NCBI's taxonomy places the organism in Eukaryota, Metazoa, Chordata, Amphibia, Anura, Pelobatidae.
AUGGCAGAUACGCAGCCUCGUGGACAAUCUGGGCCUCCACCACAAAGCCCCAACACAAACGACUCCCUCACUACCCGCCUAGACGGGCUGUUUGAGGCCUUCUGGGCAAAGAUCGCGGCCCGACAUAAGGAAGAGCGAUCCAAGCUGCUAGACAUUGGAG